AUGAGGGCUUACACGAUGACAUUAGUCCUCAUGUUGCUUCCGCUUAUUGUUAGAAGAUCUGAUGAAGCUGAAGAAAAAGAGAAGUAAUCAGACCCUUAUACAAAUCUAUGUUUAAAGAUAAUUUUGACUUAAACUUUGCCUGUCAGGGAUAAGGGCGAGUACUGCAAAAAUUUCCUUGAAACGAAGUUUUAAUCUAUCCUCUAGCGGUACUUUCAUUAUUUCGCUAAGAUUACUGACGGAAAUUUAAUUAUUAGUCCCUAAUUUUCUAUCCAGGGGUUGGAUUUUUCUUGUUCCAUUUUCUCUAUCGUGUACUACAAGCAUUUUUAAGUCCGCGUUGAAUGUUUCAAGUGAAUUUUGAAGAACAGCAAAAUGGGCUUAUUAUUAAGCGGCGACUAUUCGACAUGUUGUUUGUGUCAAAAACAGUAGCGAUAGAGGAAAUUAAUAUGGGUACAUUCAUAGCAUAAAAAAACUAAAGGAAAGAGUGAUUUCUGUCCCGCCUUAUUCUCUAUUUUCGAAAAAGAAAAAAUAACCUGUUCAUCUCUUUUAAUUGACAAAAAGAAAGCACAACUAGGUACUAAGUGAUUUUGAAGUAAAAUGACGCCAGUUCGUUUUUGAGUAACCUGAUGAAGUGAUCUCUUUCAUACUGUUAAGUAGAUGGCAUCGUUAGCAGGAUAGAGUUGUUUAAUUACAACUCGAAGAAAGGCAGAAUAUUUAAUUUUUUGUGACUGUAUGCAAGAAGCCUCUUCAAAACGUUUUGGCCGAAAAGAGAAAUAAUGUCAAAUUUUUCAAAGAAAUUGUGACAAUAUUGAUCUUGCUCAAUGGUCUGAACGGUAUAAGGCCAAAAAAGGUCAGCGUAGAGUGCCAACUUUAAGCCGUUUUACUAUUCGGAUCAGUCUUUGAUUAAAUAUGUUUUUUAAUUUUUUCAAAUAACUAGGAAAAAUGUAAAGGAUAAAACUUUCAUGGAAUGUUGACCAUGUUAUGGCCAGCAGACGGGAGGUCAAGAGAAAUAUGAGAUCAAAAACUAAAUUGUAACGUUAAAAACUUGCAGUUCAUUUAUUUCAUUGGUUCCUUAAGUGGGCAAAAUAUAAUAUUAUCGGCUAGUAUUUUCUUCUAUACCACUAAACAUCUACCUAUCUUCGCUAAAUGAGAAAAUACGAGGUCAAGAGAAAAAUGACCUCAAUGCACUCUUCUCGGAAGCCCAGUUUUGUGCUAGUAUGGCAGCUUGCCGCCUGCGUCGUAUAUUAUAAUCAGGUAGUUUUUCUCUUCAUUAAAGAGCACUGGAAGACUAUGCGAAAUCCAUGGAGCUGGCCUUAAAACUUUCACAGAAAAUAAAUGAAGCUUUAGCAGUACACGAUAAGAAGGUGCGACCAAACGCAGGAGGUGAGAGCAGCUUGUAAUUAGUAUAUAGUUUACUGUCCUUUCACAGCCGCGUUCAUCGACUCAGUUAAGCUACCCUUGAGGAGCAAUUUUAUAUUCUACGAUUAUUCUUCGAUUCUCGUUGUCACAGCUUCGACAUUCUAGAGAUGAAUUAAGGAGGAGAGAAAUAUAGAGUAAGUGCGGACCCAAAGGACACAAACUUUCAGUCUAAAAGGGGAUAAAAUUAAAAAAACGUACAUUUCAUGUAUAUGAUUUCUCUCACAGGUCCACCAGUUAUGGUUGAUGUAGAAUUCAAAAUUAUCUCAAUUGGGGAAAUUAAAGAAGCUCAGAUGGUAAGAGGCACUCUAGAUUUGAUUAGUUUACAUGAUGUCGCGCGGUUACUCCCUGUAUUGUUGAUCAUUUACAUCUAUCUUGCUUCUUCAUAAGUUCGAAAGCAACCUGUAAACCAGCUAUUUGCUUAAAUUGUCAUAAUUGUCAUCAUUAUUAGUGGCAAUUGCCAUUAUUAUUUUUUAUGGAAGACUUUAUAGUAAAAUUAUCGUCUUUUAUAAAGUGCAAUUAUGAGCCCGAUAGAGUACUAAAGUGUGACGUCAUAAAAAUGAAAUUUCUGAAAUUAUGGGAUUUGUCAGGAUAUUUUGAAAGAACAAUGUCCAAGAGGCCUACUUGCCAAAAAUGAGCAUUUGGGGGCAAAUUGUCUCUGAGAUCGUAGCCCAGUUAUGCUUACAAAACUCCAUACAAACCCUCCUCAAUUUUUUUUGGGUCGACCCAAAAAAAAAAUUACAAGGGUUUGUAUGGAGUUUUCUGAGUAUAACUGGCCUACGAUCUCAGAGACAAUUUGCCGCGAAAUGCUCAUUUUUGGCAAGUAGGCCUCUUGAACAUUGUUCUUUCAGAAUAUCCUGACAAAUCCCAUAAUUUCAGAAAUUUCAUUUUUAUGACGUCAUCACUUUAGUGCUCUAUAGCCUUUGCAAUUAAACUAUGUAUAAAAGCAUUAAAAAAACAGUUAAGUUGCGAAUAAAAUGAAUAAUAAAAUAGUAGAAAUCAAUGAUAACCAUUUAAAAUGGAGAUCAAUAUUUAUGUAGUCAAAAACAGUCUCAUCUAUAGCUAAUCUUUGUGGAUUAUUAUCGUUAUUAUUAUUAUUAUUAUUAAUAUUAUUAUUUUCAUUAUUAUUAUUGGUUCUUAUACUUGGAUAACAAAACUCAUUAAAUUGAAUUGAUUGCUGAGUGUGAGGUCAGCUUAAUCUAUUAAUCCUGACCUUUUACCUAUAAAGGAAUACACAAUGGAUAUAUUCUUCCGUCAAUGGUGGACUGACCCAAGACUGGCACAUAAUAUGAGCACUCCUUUCAAUAUGGCAGGAGAUGCAACUCAAAUGAUCUGGACACCAGAUACGUUUUUCUGGAAUGUAAAAGCAGCAAAAUAUCAUGGUGUAACGCGAGAAAAUAUGAGAAUAAAAAUACAUGGAGAUGGCAAAGUCUACUUCAGCACAAGGUAAAGUGACCGGUAACGCUCAUACAUUUAAAACGUUAUUGUAAAUAUUUAUGAUUAUGAUUAUGAUUAUGAUUAUGAUUAUGAUUAUGAUUAUGAUUAUGAUUAUGAUUAUGAUUAUGAUUAUGAUUAUGAUUAUUAUUAUUUGCAACCGCAACACAUCGAGUAACUAAUAAAACAAGCGUGUGCCUUUCCAGGGCUGGUUUCAGGAUGAGUGGGAUUUUAGCCAAUCAGAUAUGGAAAAAUAUUUUGAUUGAAUAAUAAUACUGAUUCACACUUGGUUCCGAAGCUCAGGGAUUAAAAAAUAGAGAGAUUUGAACCACCUGGUGAAGUAUAUUCUUGACUCUAAACUGGAAGCCAAGCAUUGGCCUUGUUGCAGUCAAACAAACAAACGAAUAAACAAACUCGGAAACCCUGCCCGCCCCAUUGAUUAUUAUAAGAGUUACACGGGUGACAGUUCUUACAGGUGUCAGUUUAUAGAGCUUCUCAAUGUCUCUUUUUUUACCUGGUUCUUAAAAGAAGCAGGUGUUUGUGAACUCUUAAAAAGCAUACUUAGUUUGAACCAUGCAUAUUAAAGGACCAAUAUAUCUAAUACUGUCUUUCCCAUAGAUGGUAUACGUAGUAUUUAUUUUGGAAUAAAAAAAAUGUCUGAAUUUGUCAGGUUAUAACUUCUGUUGUUUAGGGUGGCUCGACUGGAUUUUUUAGGGAGUAUACCUCCCAACUUUGGGCGUUUACCAAGUCGCCAUUAACAAAGAUAACUCAAAAAGGUUACCACAGCGGCACUGUGUAAAGAUGAAAGUUUCAUAUUUUUAUGUAUUGGCCUUCAACCUCUAAGUUGAUUUAAGGUUUGACAUAUAUUCUGUUCUUUUUAGCAUUACUUUUACAGCGCAAUGUGAUAUGAAUCUUCGCAUGUACCCAAUGGACAUUCAAGUUUGCCCUUUAACUAUAGAGAGUUGUAAGUACAAUCUCUCUGUCCUAAUAACCCUGGAUUUAUCACGUUUUUUCAUGUCCUAAAGAUUGUUUUAUAGUAAUAAACGUCUGAAGUGAAAGUAACUGCAGUCGUUUGGUGAGCCAAUACUUUGCUUCCUGAUAAUUUAAAGUACGUUGAUCGGCUUUUUAAUUGUGUGUCUCAAAUGAAACUCCUGUUAUUAUUUACUAAUUUUUUCUCACGUAUCAAUAGGCCAUUUCCGAGUUCCCCCGGGCCUCUGUUUCAAAACGAGGAUAGGUGCUCAGCCUUUGAUAUGGAAAUCAUUUUUCAUUCUCAUGCAAGUAAAACUCAUUUUCACAAAAAUGGUUGUGCACCUGGCCUCAUUUUGAAAGUAAGGGCUUUUGGAACUCGGAAGAGGCCUAUUGCAAGCUUGGAAAUGAGGACCAUGAGCGUCAGUCUCUUUAAAAAGGCGACAGUCGAUCAAAUUAUAAACACAACGAAUGAAAUCUAAAAAAAGACCGCAAGUCGACUACGCUGUGACACUAACACUUGUGAUGGAUCGACAUGCCAACUUCAGCUUCAACGUUAUUUGCACUGUGCAGAUGAAUUUAUCUUACACAUAGAGAAGAUAUAAUUUUGUCACAGAAAUGUACUCAAAUAUUGAUAAACGGAAAAGCUAGAGAGGAUGUGCACAGUGGCCAAAGGGGCCCACGUUUUCGAGUUGGCCACUGUCAUGUUUGAAAUCUAAUCUGUGGCUGCCCUCGAAAGUCGUACUUGGCAUCCGAAGGAGUUUCGUUGUUAUUCACAAGAAAAAGAGAAAAACUUAAAUCGUCAGAUCUUUUCUUUAUAUCCAAAUAAUCUUUAACUCUUCAGUUCUUCAGAUAACAACUGAGUCUGCCUUACACGAUACGGAUGAGCGAAGGAUUACAUGGAUUGUAAACCUAAAUCACACAUGUGAUAAACAAGAACAUGGCGGCAACUAGCACGAGUCCUUAGCAAAAUGGUAACAACCGCUGACCAUAAAUACUGAAAACUUCUUACUACAGCACUGCUGUAGUAACAUAAUCAGAAAAAACCAAGAUUUAUAUUCGUUAAGAUAAACGGGCACAUUACUAGGAUUAAAUUAGCUGCAAAAACCGUGGACGAAGAUCCUGCUAGUUGUAAACGUUGGAUCUCUAGAAAAGAGAUCAGAUCAGCCAAAAUAUAAAGAAACAAGAACAAGAAGUCCAAAGACUACUGCAAAGCUGAUUAGGCAAGCAUAAUCUACAGUAAAUAUUAUACUAACUGAAGCAUAGCUUAACCUGGGAGCUCACUCAAGCGCUCAUUCAUUCCGUGUGAUGGGCUCCUCAUUAGUGAUAAGAGAUAUCUUCCACGUUUCAGAUGCACAUACCACAAAAGAUGUUGAUUACCGAUGGAAAGGAGGCAAGUCACAGGGCGUUGAGAUUUUCUCCAAGGAAAUGGCUCAGUUUGAAUUUGUCGGUGCCAAAACGUCGACUAAGGCAAACACCAACAGUAAAGGCAAGCAAUUUUAAUCAGUUAAGAUAAAAUUUGUAGCAUUUUCGUUUAGGUCAUUUGGCUCUUUAUUUUUUAAAUUUGAUUUUACGGACUUUAAAAUUAGUUAUUCUCUACAUGCACAGACUAGCGUUUGUCUUUUUGUCUGUAAAUAAAGGAUCCUUUACUAGUCUACAAGCAUUUUUUACCUUCAAGAGACGUGUGUCGUACUUCAUUACCACCACCUUUAUGCCAGCAGUGGUUCUUGUGAUUCUAAGUUGGUGCUGCUUUUGGAUCGACCGUUCUGCUGUUCCGGCACGAGUAGCUCUCUCCAUAACAACUAUUCUAACUACCAUUUUGCUGUAUGGCUCGGUCAACUCCAAUAUGCCCAAGGUAAUUUUACUGAAAUAGCAAACAAGAACAUUAACGCAGAUACUGCAAUAAAAGAUAAGCACUGCGAGUUUGAUAGAACCCAAUAACGCAGUGACACGAUCUGGGGCGUACGAUACGCAGUGUUAGUUCCCCAAGUAAAUUCUGAGAGUCUGCAAAGUAGUCAAAGAAGCCCUGUCUUCAAGACAUUUACCUCUAAAUAGACAUUUUAAAAUUGUGGCCUUUUCCUAUAUACCUUGAAAUUUUACCCCAUAGUAGCGCCCCAGUGAGUUACUUCGCACUGAGCGGGGCAACGUACUGUAGAAUCUAUCAAGAAUCUAUCAAGAAUCUACCAAGUCACAGUUACCGGCGAAUGUUGAAGCUCGUUGCAAUUUACGUUAUAAAAAUUGUUCACAUACUAAGAACUUUUCUUCGUGGGAUAACAGAUUACUUUCAAAACUACUGGUCCCUCGAGAAACUUGUUAAUUUUGUCUGCCGAGAACUUCAAUGUUUCUCCAGGGGCCAGACAUUAUAGUUAACUUUAUUUAACGCCUUGUGACAAAAAAAAAUAUUUUUAAGAGAAAAAGUUUUGUUUUUGCACAAGAAUAAAUUGACACGAUAGGCACAAAAAGAAGGAAAAAUAUGCGGUUUCAGAAGUAUAACUUGGUGUUUAAGGUUAUAACUUUGAAGCGGUCACGGUUUCUUCUGACUCAUCAUCACUUUUAACGUCAAUAUCAUGCCGCCUACAACAAUACUCCCAGCUUCCUUUUUGGCGUAUAGGUUCUAAUGAUACAUAAUUAUAUGCAAACACUACAGUUUUGUCAUGUUGCUUCUUUUCUUUAUCUCUAUCCUUAUUAUCCUGGCUUACUUGUGUGGCACAAUUUAACGACGCGUGCAUAAGCACUGAGAUUAUAAAGUGCGUUAGUCUGAACGUUCGACGCAAGUGAAAACAAGCCUUAAUACUAAUGGCUUAAAUUUGGCUUUUUGGUAGGUAAGUUACAGUAAAGCUAUCGAUUACUUCCUGAUGACUUCACUGGGUUUUAUAUUUAUGGCACUACUGGAAUACAUCCUUGUGCUUAAUACGGAUCCACGUUUCUGCAGCCAAAGACGAAAAGAAGUAAGCAAUGAAAAGAUGAAGUCAUUAUACAAGGUAACGUGUUGACUCUUUGAGCUCUUUUCAGACAAAAGAGCGUUUCCACAUGACGUCACGGCGACCAUAUUGCUGUUCCAAAAUAAUGUCUUGUUCCAAGAAAUUUUGCUUAAAUGCUUUCCACGUGAGUAAAAACGCUAUCAGAGUGAACACUUGAAAUAAACGGAAGUUCUUCAUUUUAGAACCUUUUUGCAGCCACUUAAAAGCAGUCAACAUAAAUGUAUUAAAUUUUAGUUGUAAAAAUGAGUUAUAGAUGUUUAUUUGUCCCAAAGACAUAAAGCAUAGCGUAAUUUGGUUUGAUUAGCUUGCUUACUGAUGCUUUAUUUUUUUGGGUCAGUUUGUUUCAAUCCCAUUAACUAAUGAUAUAUAUCAAGAGAGGAUAAAGGGGACAGAGAAGGCAUGCUCCAUACAUACCGUAUUCCAUAGGUAAUUCUUCUCGAGUUAUUUUUAAGACCACAGAUCCCAAGGGGGAUUAGACAACAGCCAAUCACAUAGCGCGAAUGUGUUUCACGUGGAUGACCCACGCUCAGAGCCACGCGUCCUUCACGAAUUCACGCUGAAAAAAAUGGCACAAGAGUCGGAGAGCGAUAUUGCUAUUCGUUUUGUCGACGAAAACGACUAAAGAGAGAUUCCUACUAAAGCGGUGUCAGCGAAAUGGAAAUUGAAAAAGAAUCGCCCUUCCUCUCUUGUACAGAGCUAACAGUACGGCACGGAAAUCCUUAGCACGCUGAAUAUUCUCUCAGAUUCAUUUAUAAUUUACAGUUUGAAGAGAGCAAUAUGUGGUUUGAUAUUUAUUCUUUUAUUAGUCUUUUACUAUUCAACAAAAAUAACACUUGGCGUCCUACUUGCUUUAUUGUACAAACGACCGGUUUCAAUAGGGAUCUCUUUUCUAGAGAUCCAACGUUUACAACUAGCGGAUCUUCGUCCACGGUUUUUGCAGUUAAUUUAAUCCGAUUUCAAUAGACCGGCGAAAUUUCUCAUUUUAUUAAAGCACUGAGGUUACGACAACUUCGAGUUAAACUGAUUUCACGGGUUGUCAAGGAGUCCAGCGAUUCCCUUUUCCUAGGUGAGCGCCGACUCAUUUCGCUUCAAUAUUCAGAAAUGCUCUCAUUGCCUUUCGCCCGACAUGUUUUGCACGGCGUUUAAUCAUGCGAAACCUCCACGAAACAUCCACGCAGUGCGCGAGGUAACUUUAUCCCGAUUCUAAAAAUAACUCGAGACGAAUUACCUAUGGAAUAGGGUGUGUAUGAGGGAUGCCUUCUGUGUCCCCUUUAUCCUCUCUUAUAUAUAUCUAAUACCAAUAUUCUUUUGGCAAGCAGCAAUUUUUCCAUUAUUAUUUAAAAAGUAGUUUAAGAAUAUGUUUAAUCGAUUGGAUCAUUUCUAGGAGAUUCCUCCUGACACCCUUGUGGGCUUAACGGAUAGACAGAACAAACCAGAUGAACUUCCCAUGACGCCUUUAAACGGAGACAGCAAGAUGAUUGACAAGGAGCCGCCCAAGACGCCAGAAAAUGUUAAGAAUCAUUGGAUCGACUGCGUGUCCAGAGUUGUUUUUCCAGUGAUUUACUUCUCAUUUAUAAUUUUUUACUGGAUAUACUACUUUAAUCACCCUGAUUCUGCGCUUAGUAACUAAGUGCAGGAAUAACGUUUUACGCUUAACAGGACCUGGGUUGAGUUAUGUCAAGAGAGGGUAACUUC
Molecule: messenger RNA, 8489 nt
Organism: Porites evermanni
Lineage: Eukaryota; Metazoa; Cnidaria; Anthozoa; Scleractinia; Poritidae
Source: the annotation of a GenBank genome assembly